GAAAAAUACAAAAUCUAAACGUGAUAAAAUUCUUAUCACAAUUUUCUUUUUAUAAUAAGAGAUUGAUUUGUAAAUCAUGAAUUUUUCCGAUGAAUUCAGACAAAAUCAUUAUUUGAGUCGAUAUUCGCCGAAUGGAUUUUUCAUUGCAAAUUGCGUGCAGUACCGACUUGUGGUUAGAGAUGUGAAAACUUUGCAAAUAGUUCACCUGUUUACUAACUUGGAUGCAGUAGACUACAUGGAAUGGUCUCCUGAUUCCGACUUCAUUCUUUGUGGUAUGUUCAAACGUGGUGUCACACAGGUCUGGUCUAUGGAGAACCCGGAUUGGCGAUGCAAGAUUGAUGAAGGAAUGGCUGGUUUAGUGACAGUCAAAUGGAGUCCAGAUUCAAGGCAUAUUCUUACUAUAGCCGAAUUCAACAUAAGGAUUACGCUUUGGUCCUUGAUUGACAAGUCUGUUUCAUAUUUUGAAUAUCCAAAACAUGCAAACAAAGGUUUGGAUUUCACCAAGGAUGGACAUUACAUGGCACUUGCUGAAAGACGAAAUUGCAAGGACUUUCUGAGCAUUUUUGCAUGUAAAGCAUGGAAAAUGGUGAAGCAUUUUGAGGUACAAACUCAGGACUUAAGUGACAUUGCUUGGUCACCUGAUGGCAGAGCUUUGUGUGUGUGGGACCAUAUAGUAUAUAACAAAGUGUGUCUUUACUCAAUGGACGGUAGAUGCCUCUCGACGUAUGAACGGCCAUGUUUUGGCUUGGGCGUGAAGACGGUCACGUGGUCGCCGACGAGUCAAUUUCUGGCGAUAGGAGGCUAUGAUGAAAAGUGUCGUGUAUUUAACCAUCUCACGUGGAAAACAAUCGUGGAGCACAAGCAUUCCCACGUGAUAGAUAAGAAUGAGGUGAUUGUUUAUAAAGAAGUGGAGAAUAAGCCCACUUAUUUCAAGAAAGAGAAUAUAUCCUCGUUUGGAAGUUACAUCGUUACCAGCAAAUAUGAGGUAAAGGAGACUCCAGUACAGAUACCUUUGCUUAAACCUGAUCCUGAGAAACCUAAUCCCAAAGUUGGUGUUGGUCACGUGUCAUUCAGCAGCAAAUGUCAGUUUAUGGCUACCAGAAACGACAAUAUGCCGUACACCUUAUGGAUAUGGAAUGUUAUUACUCUCAAACUUUAUGCUGUACUUAUACAAACCUCUCCAAUUAAAACAAUCCAGUGGGAUCCGCAAAAUGAAAGAGUUGCGUUAUGCACUGGUAAUAAUAAACUGUAUUUUUGGUCGGUUGCUGGUUGUGUCACGGUUGAUGUGCCAACAGAAAGUGAAGCUUUGUUCCAAGUCAAUUCUCUGUCAUGGCAUCCAGAUGGCGAUAACAUGCUACUUUUGUCUAAAGAUAGGAUGGUGGUUUGUUUUCUUUCUCCUCCUGAAAGAUGAGACUCUUCGUUAGUAUGACAUCGAGGUGAGAUUGCUUUGAUUGACCCAAAUCGUAGGUCACGUGUUCAGUUCAACGCCAUGACAAGGUACUGUGAAUAUAUGGAAGCAGUUCUUAUGCAUGAUCAUUUCAGAAUGCAUACGUGUUAUGUUAGUUGCUAACUUUGCGAUUCUUGUUUGAUGUGCGUCAGUUUGAUCUCUUGAUCAAACGUUCAAAUUAAAAGUGGAAAAGUCUAAUGCUGAAAA
Molecule: messenger RNA, 1654 nt
Organism: Xenia sp. Carnegie-2017
Lineage: Eukaryota; Metazoa; Cnidaria; Anthozoa; Malacalcyonacea; Xeniidae
Product: WD repeat-containing protein WRAP73-like
Exons: 14
Coding region: 77-1411 (444 amino acids)
Biological process (GO): microtubule anchoring at mitotic spindle pole body; mitotic sister chromatid segregation; protein localization to mitotic spindle pole body
Cellular component (GO): mitotic spindle; microtubule organizing center; MWP complex
Molecular function (GO): protein binding
Source: RefSeq, a predicted model, not a curated record